AUGUUUCUGCUCUUUCUUCUGUUGAGUAUUCUCCCAGGGCCGAGUGCAGGAUAUCCCGGAAAGCAGAAAACUAGUGCCUUAACCGGUAUACCCGGGAUUAAUGCCUCCUUCGACUACGUUGUUGUCGGUGGUGGUACGGCCGGUAUGACAAUAGCAGCGCGCCUUGCUGAACGGAGUUUCCGCGUGGCCCUGGUGGAAGCUGGAGAGUUCUAUGAGACUGAAUUCCCCAUUACAAUGAUUCCAGCCGCCGCCUUGCUUAGCACAGGAUCCAAUCCGGACACAAAGACGUCCAUUGACUGGGGGUUUGUGAUCAAGGGUAGCUCUGGUACGAACUUUCGUGACGUCCAUUAUGAAAGGGGGAAAUGCCUGGGAGGAUCGUCGGCCAUAAAUUUUAUGAUAUAUCAAAGACCGAACGUGGGAUCGAUGCAGCUGUGGGCUGACCUCGUCAACGAUCAAAGCUACACGUUUGAAAACACCCUGCCGUUCUUCCAACGAACAGUAAAAUUCACUCCUCCUGAUGAUAAUGUGCGCCCUUCGAAUGCCACGAUGGAUUACGAUGAAGAUCCAUUUGAUAAAGACGGUCAGCCUCUCCACGUGUCAUAUCCCAUAUAUGUAGCGUCCUUUCCAAGUUGGAUGAAGCUUGGCUUGCAAGCCGUUGGGAUCAAUGAAACACGAGAUUUCAACAGCGGAUGGCUUCUAGGCUCUCAGUAUACUACCUAUACUGUACGACCAUCCGACAAAACGAGGAGCAGCUCCGAGUCUUCGUUCUUGCGUUCUACCAAGUCGCCCCUGCGGCGUCUUAGAACCCUGACGAUAUUCAAGACAACCACUGCUAAGAAGAUUCUCUUCGACUCGAGUAAACGAGCGACGGGAGUUCAAGUAAGGACUAAGGGAAUGAAAUAUUCUUUGAAUGCAACACGGGAGGUGAUUGUAUCCGCAGGUGCUUUCCAAUCUCCCCAACUCUUGAUGGUCUCUGGCAUUGGACCAGCCAACACUCUCAGGGAACAUGGUAUAGACAUCAUCGUCGAUCUUCCGGGCGUUGGCCAAGAGAUGUGGGAUCACAUAUUUUUUGGACCAACCUAUCAGGUAGAUCUAGAGACGUAUUCCAAGGCCACUACCGAUGGCCUGUAUCUUUUAGGACAAAUGUUCGAGUAUUUUACCGCCCACCAGGGGCUAUUGACAAACCCAGGAUGUGAAUACUUGGCAUUUGAGAAGCUACCAGACCACCUGCGAUCUUUGCUCUCGGCCCAGGCACAGAAGGACCUAUCAUGGUUCCCGAGUGACUGGCCAGAGAUAGAGUACCUUUCCAUGCCUCUUUUUGUUGGCAACUUCUCGAACCCUAUCUUCCAACCUAGGAGUGGCAAGCAAUAUGCGACAAUUGCAGGUUCGCUUGUUGCACCGACUUCUCGCGGAAAUGUCACCAUAAGAUCUACCGAUACGGAUGUCCUGCCGGUGGUCAAUCCCAACUGGCUUUCGACAGAAACCGACCAGCAGAUAGCAGUGGCGACAUAUCGGAGGAUCCGCGACAUGUUCCAGAGCAAAGCCAUGGCUCCCAUAGUGGUUGGGGGCGAGUACUUCCCCGGGAGCCAGUUCCAGUCUGACAGUGAGAUCCUCAACGUCAUCCGAGAUACAAUGAUGACUAUAUUCCACGCUGCCGGCACUUGUAAAAUGGGAGUUCGCAGUGAUCCCAUGGCCGUCCUUGACAACCGGGCCAGAGUUUUUGGGGUUAAGGGGUUGAGAGUUGUGGAUGCUAGUUCCAUGCCAGUUUUGGGUCCUGGGCAUCCUCAAUCCACCGUCUACAUGCUUGCCGAGAAAAUUGCAGCUGACAUCAUCCACCACCCUGAUGCCGAUAUCUGGGGGAAGUCCUUCCUCCUUUACAAAGAGCUGCAGAUUUCCUUCUGA
Messenger RNA from Aspergillus tanneri, 1902 nucleotides. Its product is annotated as GMC family oxidoreductase. Gene Ontology annotation, biological process: secondary metabolite biosynthetic process. Gene Ontology annotation, molecular function: flavin adenine dinucleotide binding; oxidoreductase activity, acting on CH-OH group of donors. The record is from RefSeq and is a predicted model, not a curated record. Lineage: Eukaryota; Fungi; Ascomycota; Eurotiomycetes; Eurotiales; Aspergillaceae. The coding region runs from base 1 to 1902 and encodes 633 amino acids. The transcript has 5 exons.